Molecule: messenger RNA, 3286 nt
Organism: Gasterosteus aculeatus aculeatus (three-spined stickleback)
Lineage: Eukaryota; Metazoa; Chordata; Actinopteri; Perciformes; Gasterosteidae
Gene: lca5
Product: lebercilin LCA5
Biological process (GO): intraciliary transport
Cellular component (GO): axoneme
Source: RefSeq, a predicted model, not a curated record
GAGACCCAAAGACGAUGGAGCCGGAUAUGUGAACGAUGCUUCCAGCGAAGGGGACGUGGAUCAUUUAAGCUGUGCGCAUUUCUUCUCAGAGUGACAACAUGGAAUCAGAAAACCUAACCGAUCCGUAUGCAGACAACCGGGAUGUUGAUCAAAGUCGCCAGUCCCUCCGAAGUACAAAGAAAGAUUCCAGAGCAUCCUCCCUCCAGAAACACAAACCGAUCUUCCAGGACAAGGUCCAGGGUGAGGGAGAAAAAGACGUCUGUGUUGAGAGUAGAUCGAAAACCAGAACCUGGCGUUCAGAUCCGGAUCAGGACCGACUAUCCGAUGGAGAGGGACGGAGGAGUACUGGGUCGUUGUACUCGGAGGACUAUGAGAAUGAGUCUCCUUCAGGCCGCUCAAUGUCACCAUACUCCCAGUCCCGGAGUCCAUCACUCACGCCUCAGAGAGGUGGGCGGGUGAAGAGGAUUUCUAACGGCCCCUUCUACAAGACCGGUGUUGUGGGGCGCCGGGGUGUGACACGCCCACUGCGGCCGGGUGGCCAGCCCCUCCCCCAGCAGCAUCGCAGGGGAGUGCGUUCCGGAAGCAAGGAGUCCUCGCCCCCUAAAGACCUGGACCUGGUGACCAAGAGGAUGCUCUCAGCCCGCCUGCUGAAGAUCAAUGAACUGCGUAACUCCCUCGCUGAGCUGCAACAGCGCACCGAUGAGCUGCAAAAGGAAAAUCGAGUCCUCAGACAGCUUCAGGCGCGUCAAGAGAAAGCCCUGCAGCGCUACGACGACACGGAAAGCGAGAUAUCCCAGCUGCUGUCGCGCCACACCAACGAGACCCACGUGCUGCGCGAGCGGCUCAGGCGCACUCAGGAGCGCGAGCGGGCCGCCGAGCGGCGGAUGAGGGACAGCGAGGAGCAGCUGCAGAGGAGCCAGGCGACCAUCGCGCGGCUCAAGAAGCUGGUCGACCAGCGAGAUUUAGGGGCCAGAGACGAGCUGAGCCGCAGGCUGGAUGAGGAGAGGACACGGGCCCAAGAGGCGGAACACAAGAUUAAGGAGCUGGAGCGUAGCAUGGAGCUGAGCAGCAACAGCUACCAGAGGCAGAUGGUUGCAGAGAGGAAGAAGACCAUCAGUGCCCAGGAAGAGAUCAUGACUCUGCAGGAGGAGCUGGAACGACUGACCAAUAAACUCAAGGAGAAGGAGCGAGAACUCGAUACUAAGAACAUUUACGCCAAUCGCAUGAUGAAACCUGCACUGAGAAGAGAUGUUGACAGUGGCGCAAAGCGGAUCGUCCCCAGCAGGGGCAGCACCAAGGCCGCUCAGACUAAAGACGGAACGUCUAGUCUGGAUUUCCCUUCGCCUCCUCCUGCCAUCGACGAGUGCAGUGAACAGGCGCCCGAUGGAUACCUAUCACUCAAGCCGCAGUUCGACGGAGAGGACCGACGGGCGGAGACGGAAGACAGACGUCAAAAGUUGGAACAGCAGAGGAUGAGAGUAAGAGCGAAAGGAGGCGGCAAGGAGACAGGGAAGAACGAGGAGGAGCAGCGGCAACUGAACCAGGAGCUCCACGUGCUGGAUGAGAAGGCGGUGACAGCGAGAGACGGCCGGGAGAGAAAAACGGAGCGAGACGAGAGUAAGAGGACAGCGGAGGGGUCCCUGUUAAACCAGGAGGACGAGAACGACAGGAAGCGCGGCCAUGUCCAGGAAGAGGUUGAGCGGUGGAACCAGGGGGCUGCGGCCAAUCAGCAAGCAGCAGAGGAAGCACGUCGCAAAAAGGAACAGCUGCUGGCUAAGCUGCGGGAAAUCGACCGCCAGGAACACGGGGCCCAGGACGCCAUGUUUGCCGAGCACGGUCCUUUUGAGUCGAAUAAGGUCCCCGCUGACCAUUCUUCUCCUCGUCUUCCUGAGCAGAAGAACCACAGCUCUACAAAUUUCUACAUCACAGAAUCAGAGGAGUCGGCCGGUCUGCGCGCCGGGAGCGGUGAAGGCGGGAGGAGGAGAUCGGGCCUGCUUGGUGGGCCGGCCACAUCAGGGACGGGGAAGAGAGCGCCGCCUUCCCUAAUCACCGGGGACGACUUGGCAUUCGGAGGCUACGCGCCCUCUUUUGGACAUUCAGCCCCUCGCGGCUCCUCCAGCUUCCCCCCGCCUGCGCCCAAAGAGGACGCGGACUCGGCGUUGGAAGCCAUUGGUGUUUACAGUCUCAGAGGGUUGGAGACCGAGAAAGAAAAGGAGACUGAGAGCGGGCCGGGGAAGGAGAGGAAGUCCAACCUCAUGCAGCAGUUAUUUGGUGCCCUGGCAGCACCUGCGAGUGUCCCUGCGAGCACCUCCAAUAAAAUGGAGGUGCUCAACAGCCCUCCAAGUACCAAUGGAGUGCGAUCAAGACGGGAAGGACUGCUCAGCUUCAACUCGGGGUCUUCCACCCCUCCGGCGUCCUCCAUGAACACCCUGCACGUCACAGAUAGCCGGCCGGCCAUCCGUGCCAUCGCUUCAUUCGACGACGACAUAGAGGAACUUACUUUAUAAGAUUCAUUUCGAAAAAGAAAGGAAAGGCGAUUUCCCAAUAAAAAUAUCAACACUAUCAAUAGGAUUAAGCAUUUCAAGUUUCUAAAAUACUACAUGAGGGAUAAGACGUUUAAAUGUGAGACUGUGUCUCAUGCUGAAAAUGGGUAAUUUCAAGUGAUCUUCAAGCAUUCAAGUGUAUGUGUGUAGUAGGCAUGUGUGACAGGUGGCUGUCACAAUGCUGGUGAAAGUGCUAAUAUAGGUAAAACAUAACUUGUUUUCUAUAAUUUAUUGUAUAAAUAUUUGAAGAGCAAAGAUUGCAUAUCCACAAUCUACAGAAUCACUGCAACAAGGAUAAUUGUUUUAUAAAACACAGGCCGAAAGGCCGGGGAAACCGUCCCAAUGACACAGAUGUUGGCUGCAAAUCCACUUUAUUUGCAUUUCACAUUUAGCGCCUUGUCAUAUUUUGUAGUAACAACGGUUGGUUGCGGUUAUUGUUUUUCGUUGGUUGGGAUUACAGUUCCCUGGACCUACCUUUAUUUGGAGUUGGUUCUGUCAAUUUUGUCAUAAUGAAAAUGUUUAUUUACUGCUGGUUAAUAGCCACCAAUUUUAUGUUGAUCGUGACAAAAUGUCCCAUUAAAGCAGAGUACCAUUGACCCCACACAACAUUUUUAGUUUUCUAUAAUCAAAUGAUUGAUAAUUGAUAUAAGCUCAAUGACAAUUAGUGUUCUUGUGUGUCAUAUUACAACAAUUGGUUGAAUGGUAUGUUUUAAGCAAGUAAAGAUAUUUCUAUUUAAUUGAAA